This is a messenger RNA of Ruditapes philippinarum (Manila clam), 6816 nucleotides long. RefSeq lists its product as uncharacterized. Gene Ontology annotation, cellular component: cytoplasm; nucleus. The coding region runs from base 163 to 2055 and encodes 630 amino acids. The record is from RefSeq and is a predicted model, not a curated record. NCBI's taxonomy places the organism in Eukaryota, Metazoa, Mollusca, Bivalvia, Venerida, Veneridae. The transcript is spliced from 14 exons.
CACGCAGAGCCGGGAUCAGGUCGACAGAACGUAAAAUUUACUUUCGGUUUUAAUUAAAUGUUGAUUUUCAUAUUUCAAUGAGAUGUAUAAAUGUUUAUUCUGAUUGCAUCUAGGAGAUAAUUCUAUUUUCUAUUGAUUUACACCGGAAAAGUCACGUUAAAGAUGCAGGAAGAUUCAGAUGGUAGACCGGGACAGGGUCAACAGAACCAGGCCCGAAACAUACAAUUUUUGGUCCUGUAUGACCAAAAUCAUCCUUAUACUAGGCGUGUAAGAGAUUCUACACCAAUACAGGCAGGCUCUGUUUUUGGUCAGGCUUAUUUUACUGAUACUGAGAAUGAUGGGGACAGUUCUAUGCUGUAUAACAAUGGAAUUCAACCAUCCCAAGCUCUUCAUCAGCCGUCAUCUGAUGUCCAAAGAAAUUUCUUACCAACACAGAUUGAGAAUGAUACUGUUGUUGCACAGCCAUCUAGUGAUAUUAGCAGAGAAAGUCCUUCAUUCUUAGGUGUAGAUGUUAGAAGUGGAAGCAGAUUGCCUUCAACUACACCUUGUCAGUCUGCAUCAGGAUUAUCAACUUCAUCUAUAAACCGGCCUCCAGGGGGACAUCUCAUAGUAGAUAAUGUACAGUUACAAGAAUCUUGUAUUGCAGAACCAGGUGUAGUUGUGGACCUACAAAGAUUAAGAGGAAUGUUAAAACAGCGACAUGGUGAAUCUAAGUAUCAAAAGGAUAUACAAAAUUGUAUGAGGUCAUUUCAACAGGCUUUAUUUAGUGAAGCUGAUGCCUCACAGUAUGCCAUACAACUGCUAUACUAUUUGGGUGAAAGUGGUUUGAAGUGUUUGGACUGCAAAGAAAUACACAAUAUUGGGACGGUGUUUAGGCAUAAAGAAAGCUGCAGUGUUCACAUCUGCUUCCAAGAAAUCCUGAAUGCUGUUGGAAAUCAAGAUACAAGACAGUCAAAUGGGGCCAUUACAAAUGAUCGGGACCAAAUUUCUGAUCAAAGACCAAGUGUUCCAUCACCAUACAGCAUUGGAGGAGAUAGUAUUACAAUGGAGUCAAUGCUCCCUUUGGAAAGAAUGGAACUUGGACAACAAGAAGAACGAGUGGCUAGAGGAAUAAAUGAUGGGGCUACUGGAGGAGUUUCACAAGCUGGAGCAGAAGAAACAUUGUACAAAGCUGCUUAUUUGCCACCUAUGAAUAUUGGUGACAUUGGUAUUGUAGGCAGCUACCAGACAUGCAAUGACAGCAGCUCUUUCACGCGAGGUUAUGCCACAGCACCUGGCCCUCCCCCAAAUCAGACAGCUCAGAAUGUACACCUUCCACCAGCAGUUUCAGAGUCCUCUGCUAGAUUUCCUAUGUAUCAAAGACAUGAUAGGAGACUUAGGACUUUCAACAACUGGCAGCAUAACCAUGUUCAGUGCCCAAAAGCUUUAACAGAUGCUGGCUUCUUUUAUAGAGAGAUCGACGACGAAUGCCAAUGUUUCGAAUGUGGACAAGUUUUAAAAGAAUGGAGCGCAUGUGAUAAUCCAUGGAGUGAACAUGCACGACAUUCCCCGGAUUGUCCUUUUGUGAAGAGAGAGAAAGGGCAAGCAUUUGUGAAUGAAGUGAGGAAGAAUACUGCUAAAAAGGAGAUAAGGACCCCUCCAACCAUCUUUAGAACAAAUACAGGGAGAAGUGAAGCCAACCCACAAAGAAGCUAUCAAGCUAUGAUCGCAGAAGAUAACUCUCUAGAUUGUAGUUUGUUGGAAAUGGGGUUCACUAAAGAACAGAUACAAGUUGCCAUUAACAGAUUCAGAAAAGUUAAUGGCAGUAAGGAACACACCACAGAACACCUUAUAGAAAUAAUAAUUUCUGACGAAAGUCAGCAUGGGAAGGAUCUAUCUAUAUGUGGUGUGUGUGGUAUAAGGAAAGUUAGAGUCAGCCAAUCUACUUGUGGGCAUAUUGUUUGUAUUGAAUGUGCUGUUCAUCCUGGAGAACGCUGCAAAUUUUGUGACAAACCAGUUGUGAAAAGGGUCUUAUAUGAAUAUGAUGUGAACAUUUUAAAAGAUAAAUGUGACUAGUAAUUGGAUAUCAUUUUCUUUUCUUUUUUUUAUGUAAAUUUACAUAUUGUGACUAAAUUUUGAUUUAUAUAUGAAGAAAUUAACUGGGCCUGUUCUGAUUAUGGCUUUGACCUGUAAAACAGUGUUGUAAUUAUGAAAAAAAUAUUGUUUCAAUUUUGAAAAUCCUGAUUAUUAGAUUAGUGAAUGGUAGGCAUGCUGUUGUGGGGCAGGUAUCAAAUUGGUGGAUUCUGGUUUAUAACUAGAGGUAGGAAUGACAUUUUGUAAUCAAACUUGGUGUACAUGAAGCUUAUUUUGUCACCUUGCCUAGGGUUGCUAUUUGGCUUUCUUAAGAAGAAAGGUUAAGGUCACUAAAGUGGUUAGGAAUGUGAUAAUUGUUGUCAAACUUGGUACAUUAUAUAAUGGAAGCUUAUGAAGUGACCAUACCAGGGAAUUUUUAUGGCCCCUUAAUGUCAAGGUGACCUAAAAUUUUAAAUGGUUUUCAGAUGUUUAGAGCUACGAAUGAGGUUUUGUAAUAGGAACCUUUGUGGUUUUUGGAUCCCCCCACAGAGUCAAUGUUAAAAAGAAAAUGGUUUCUGGUCGAUUUAAUACUAGUGUAAGGGAUAAAAUAUGUAGUCAAAAAACAUGAUAUAUAGACCCUUUCAUUUAAAACCGUAUUCAAGUUGUCGCCCUUGAAUGAUGUCAUUGGGGGAUACGGUGGACAUUGCCGAUACGAUUAAGUAUAUUAAUAGAGGGAUAACUCCUUUCUCUUGUAAGAUUGGCAGAUUGAAAUUGCCAAAAUUUGUAUAAUUUAAUAAGAUAUUACUUAAAAAGGAUGAUCAAAUGAAUAAAAAUGUUUACUUUAAUAAAGGUUAACGAUUUGUUUUAAUAGUAGACCAUAUGGCUGGGUAACUGAUCAUGAUUACCAUUUUCGUUAGAUUCUUAAUAAUGAAAAUUUUACCUGGCAGUUAAAUCGUAUUAACUUGCUAAUACCAAAGAUGUAGAUAAUGUAUCUAUAUGUCGCUGCUAAUAUACAAUACCCCAAAAGAUAUUUUGAGUUUCAAAAAUGUAAGUAUUCUGUAGUUUCAAAAAACGGCUGAGUAAUAAUUAAUUGCAAGAUACUGGUUGAUUUAAAAAUUAUUUUGAUUUAAGCAUUACUAAGUCAAGGAAAAACAACAAUAUAAAUUUAUGUAAUUUCUAAAAAAAAUGUUUAGGCAUAAAAAGUAAAAAUUCUUUUGAAUGUACAUGACUGUAUACUAUUUGUGUCGGCAAAAAAGGCACUCUCAAAAAAUCGUACAUCACACCAAUAUAUUUAAGCUGGUAAAGUUAUAUUUUCAACUUGAUACUUUUUUUAAUUCAUACUCUGCUUAUCAAAUAUUUAAAAAAAAUCACUUCAAAAAACAAGUUGUGAAAUACGUACACAGAAAUUCGUUACAUGUAUUAAAUGAAUUAUAAUUUUACGUAUUUUUGACUGUGCUAGUUAGUAGUCAUUUUGGAGUAUCAAAUUAGUAAGGUAUGACCAAUUAAGUCCCCAGGAUGAUCCAUAACCAAAUUCGGACCAUAAAUAUUUUGACAACUAACAAAAGUGACGUAAUCUGAUGUAAUGUUAUAACUCUAAAAAAUGCACCCUGGUGAUAUAUGAAUCUAAAGUUAUAAAAGUAAUUGUUCUUUCCGGAAUAUUUAUAAGAUUAUAUCCUUCACUGGUUCUUUGAAAGAUUUUUGAUAUGGCAUAAUGAAAAAGAAUCGGUAAGUGUUGGCAGAAUGCUUUCUGCUGUUGUUCUAUUAAAGCUUGAAUAACAAUCAUUAAAAAAAACAUUGGCAAUCUUAUUUUUAUGUUUAUCACAAAUACGCCCGAAUUUUCUAAAUGACAGAAACUGUAACACAGAAAACUAGAAAAUGACCAUUUCAAUUUAUAUGAUGGGAAAUUUCAGUGUGUAUGGGUGUUUAUAAAAUAUUAUCAUUUGAUUUAGUUACUAUAGCUUUUUAUCCUGGAAUUAGAAAAUUUUUAUAAAUAUAGUCACUUUGAAAUUUUGCUGUUUCACUGGAAGUGAGAAUUAAUCUCAAUCUUUUUGUAUUUUUUUAUAGUCUUGAUAUUGAAUUAUGUAUGCAUGAGUAAAUUUUUACAUAUCAUAAUCAUAAUUGAACAAUCAGUAUUUAGACAUUUAACUUUUCAAUAAGCUUAGACAUUCUAUGCGGCCUGUAUAGUUUAAUCCCCCAUUUAUGUCACAUCCGGUAAGGGAAGUAACUCUUCCCUGACUGUUAUCGUUUAAAUGAAAGGGUCUGUAGGAAGCUUUUGUGGAGACCUCAAUUGGGAUUACUUUUGGCAACCCUAGGGUCAAUGUUGAUGUCGGUAAUCUUUUAAAUAGAAAAUUGUUUCUGAUAGACAACUAGAGUAACGUGUGAGAUAUUGUGAGCACACUUGGCAUGUAGGAAGAUAGCUUGAAAUUGCAUUUUUGCCCCCUUUGGUCAAAGUCACUAAGAUAGAAAAAAAAUGCUAAAUUAGAAAAAAAAAUUGUUAUAUUUGACUUAUUGUUAGGCAAAACAACACUUCAAACAAAAAAACUCAACAGACAUGUUAAAUACUAGUAGUUCUGGUGUUACCUUAACCUUUAAAGAACUUAUUCCAUCAAGGUCUGAUAAUUGAAUUUUGCUUAAAUUGCCAUAAUUUUGUUAUUUAUGAAUGGAUUUAAUACAUACUUGGACAAAACAACUCUUAUGAUGGAAAGUUUAUGUUCAAUAAUCAAGCCCUAGACUGACCCUCACACAAUAAAACAUAAAAAGCCAAGAGCACAGCUCACUUGUGAUGUUUCUUGUGCAUUAGAUAUAAUAAGGUAUCCUAUUGAAACUUGUCUGACUUCUCUGUAUUUGUCAUGCUUAUUUCUGGCUAUUUAUGUGCAAUUUGCGCAGAGAGCAAAGAAGACAAAUAUUAAAGUAUCUUUCUUUAAUUGAUUAAAACGGGCCCAGUUGAUUUCUAAACCUGUUGAUGAUUUUUAUUUUAUUAUAUUUUUGCACUAACCCAUGCCUUUUUCAUAAUCUGGAAAAAAAUAAUCAUGUUAAAAACAGGAAAAUUGGAAAAAAUAAGGUAGUCCUGAAAUUAUUCACUUUUUCAGAUGAUCAUACAUUUUGUACUUUAAAAUAAAUGGUUAUUUAAUUAAAGCCAUUGUGUGUUUUAAAUCUAAAAAUGUUUUUUUGUCUUAAAACAUCUUGGAAUCAGAAUUGUGGUAAAUUUUAUGCAAAAAGAAAAAUGACUGACCAAUAUUUUUUGUUUUCAUUUAGGUACUUCUUUAAAUGUAUGAUUUUGUUUAACCUUUAAUCUGUUUGAUUCAAUCUUUUGCCACCUGAAUAGAGUCAGGACAUUGUAUACUCAAUAUAGAAUAAUUCAUGGAGAGAAAAAAAAUAAUAUUGAAAGAAAUGUUUUAAUGAAAAUAUUUAGUGAAACGGUCAAAUCUGUUACAUGUGAAGCCUAAGAAGCCUGGUAUUUUGUGAAUAUUAUAUCUGAAAUUACAAACAGCCGCCAAAGACCUAAUAUACAAAAGAAGAGAAGGAUAUAUGUGUAUGAGGUGUCUGAAAGGCGUUUUAAAGUUGGAUUUAAUGAAUGAUCAAAUGUCUCCAGUGACCAAGAGUUAUUGGCUUUACAUGAUUUAGAGAUGAAUGAAUUCAGCAAUAAUCAAAGCAUGCAGCCUAAUAAUAUAAGCAAUAAUCACUUUUUAGCUUCUUUGGAUGUUAAGUCACAUCGAAACUGUAAAGUUCACCAGCUUGAGUGGUGAAGGAAGUCCUCAGCUAGGUGCCACUUCUCAAGGUUUGGUAUAACCACUACUUUACCAAAGCCAGCUUAAUACCUUCCUCAUGUAGAAGAAUCCAAAGUUCCUGAAGGGAUUCAAACCCACAGUGUUGAGGGAUAAGUGAUUUUAAAGAAGGUGACCUUAACCACUCGGCAAUGCCACUAGUAAAAAGUCAGGCUUAGUGUGACUAGGCUCUUUACUAUUGGCUGCUUAAGUGUAUAGUGGUUUAUCUAUUAUGCAAACUAAGGAUUACAUUCCCAAAUGAAUACAUGUAUAUAUUAACUCCUGUCUGAAAAUAUUUUUUUUAAAAUAACCCAAUUGUUUUCUUGCUUCCUGUUGAUUGCUUUUGUUAUACCUAUUUUAGUAAAUUAAGAUUGUCCUGAUAGUGGGUGUUUUUGAAUGAGACAUCAUUAUUUGAGAAAAUACCAAUUUAGUGCUUUCCAUACAUGCUCAUAAGGGUUUGUAAUCCUUAAACAAUUGUACAUAUUUUAGAUGUAUAUAAAGUGCUAUUAUUUUGUAUAGAUGGAUAGACAAGAUACAUGUUUAUAUUAGCCCUCACAAUGCUGGAAACCAAGCCUUUGCCACCAUUAUUUAUGUACAUUUGUAGCUACAAUUAAAGCUGCAUAGUUUUAAGAAUUUACAUGUACAUGUAAUGAAAUUCAUGAAACUUCUACAGGACCAAAAUUAAAGUAAGGCAGCUUUGGCAGUUUCAUUAUACAAUUAAAGCAGUGUGAGUGGUAUUCAGAACAAUAUUGAUCCAAUAUUCUUAAUUAUAAAUGAUAUGCUGCAUAUUAAUGUUUAACAUUUUUAAAAUGUUUUUAUGGUUGUUGUUCAUCCUCUAGGAGUAAUAUUGUUUUAGAGUAUUGAAAAUGGUGCUAAUACCAUUUGUGUUUUUUGUAGAAAAGAGUGUUUAACAUCUGUGAUAAGUUCAACUGUUUUCUUUCUUCCCUAUUUCUUUGACUCCAUGAUUGUUUUCAUAAACAUAAAAAAAUUCUUACUUAAA